Sclerotinia borealis F-4128 is the source of this 684-nucleotide messenger RNA. NCBI's taxonomy places the organism in Eukaryota, Fungi, Ascomycota, Leotiomycetes, Helotiales, Sclerotiniaceae. The record is from the annotation of a GenBank genome assembly.
AUGUCUGGAACUACUGCAACCCCAGAAGUUCUCUGGGCUCAAAGAUCUCACAAGACCGAUGCCGAAAAGAAUUUCAUCUACUUAACCAUCAGCGUCCCAGAUGUCAAAGAACCUAAGAUCGAACUCAAGUCCCAAUCCCUCACAUUCUCUGGCUACUCUGAGUCUCUCAAGCGUGCCUAUGCACUUACCUUGGAAUUCUACGCUGAGAUUGAUGAGAGUGCCAGCAAAUACAACCACACCCAAAAGAACACUCAAUUUGUCUUAAGAAAGACAGAGUUGAAGGAGGAGUUCUGGCCAAGACUAUUAAAGGAUUCUAAAAAGGUCCAUUUCCUCAAGACAGACUUUGAUAAGUGGGUUGAUGAGGAUGAGCAAGAUGAGGCACCUGAGGAAGAUUUGAGCCAGAUGGGCGGUAUGGAUGGUGGUAUGGGUGGUAUGGGUGGUGGUAUGGGCGGAAUGCCAGGUAUGGGUGACAUGAUGGGAGGUGCAGGUGGUGACUUCGGCGGUAUCGAUUUCUCGAAACUUGGCGGAGCAGGAAUGGAUGGAAUGGGAGGAAUGGGUGGUGAUGAUGACGAGGGAGAUGACGAUGAGGAUGAUGAGGAUAUGCCAGCACUUGAAGGAGAGGAGGAAGCUGUGGAGGAGAAAGCCGGAGAGGAGUCCAAGGCUAAGAUCACUGAAGUCGUUUAG